AGUUUGAGACAGCUGCAGUGUUGAACGGGAGACUCCACAAAACUACUCAAUUUUCUCUUAGCGCCUUUGGCCGCAACACAGAAAUGAGUGAGACCGACAAUGCCAUAAAAUUUGAGCCAAAAUCGCUGUUGAUCAAAAUAGUCAUCUGUAUUCUCGUCUUGCUGGUUGGAGCCGCAGUUUUCAUGGAAUUAGAGCGAACAAAAGGGGACCAAACUUCGGAAAAAUCCGAAGCGACGAAACUAAAGGAGAGCUUAGCAGAAAAAUACAAUAUAAGUGAAACAGAUUUGAAACGACUAGAGACUGCCAUCGGGCAGGAGGUGGCCGAGAAGGAAGACAGAGAAGGGCCAAGUCGCUGGACUUACAGCAACUCAGUGUUCUUUGCAUUUACAAUUAUGACAACGAUUGGCUACGGUCACAUGUCCCCACAAACAUGGCAGGGUCAGUUAUUCUGUAUCUUCUACAGCCUCAUAGCCAUUCCAGUCGCUGGCAUCAUGUUACUCAGCGUUGGAAACCACGUAAGCUUGGCCAUCCGGGUCUUCAUCCGCUUUCUGGAGAGAACUUGCCUCAGUAGCGUGAAAUCAGGGCGUGCAGAAUUGAAAAGCUUCCUUGUCACUUUCCUGCUCAUGGUACUGAUGAUCAUUUUUGGCGCCAUUCUGACGUCACAUACCGAUGGCUGGACUUUCAUCGAAGGAUGUUAUUUCACAUUUAUCAGUGUGUCUACCAUCGGGUUUGGGGAUUAUGUUGUCAAUGACGGUGAGCUCAAAUCUACAAACCAUGCUAAGACGUUUGCUGUUAAUUUUACGAUUGUGUUGAUUACCCUGGGACUGUGCGUUGUUUCGAGUGUCCUUUGCUCGGUCAGUGCUAUUAUUGAAGAGAGGCAGAAGCGAAUGCGAAUCCAGUUGCCUGAUUCUGCAACCAAUGCAUUGAACGCCGCUAACCUAGCCUUGAAUACAGUCACAAGUAAUCUUCCGUUGAGGCUAUCUACCAAGACUAAAUAAGCGGUUGAUGCUACUGUUGUUGAAAAAAGGAACGGAGAAAUAUAAGUUCAUAUAAGUCAUAAGCUAUUUGCUCCUUUCAAGUCACCAACUUUAGUGAAUGCAUGAGAAUACAAAGGCGAUGCAGAAAAGUUUAUCUGGCGCAGAAUUACUUGUUUUCAUACUAUCAAAAUAUGAAGGUUUCCUGCUCGAAUGACGGCUAUUCUCCAGCAGUUUGUCUCAAAAUGUAUUCACUGAGUUAACUAGUCAGUAAAAUUCUCUGUGCUGCCGAAACUAGAGCAAAUGGCAACUUUGCCUUGAACAUAAAAUGAAGAGCAGAAAAAUAUCAGAAUGACAAUAGAAAGGAAAGGGACUGGAAGAAGAGGAAGUUUAGAAGAAAUGGAGAUAAAGUUAGGUUCGUUUGCAGCGCCAUUAAAUCGCUACGUUAAGUUAAUCAUUAUUAAAUCUUAUUAAUUAAAGCUUGUCCCUGAACAUUAACUUUCUCGCCUAAGCCGUGUUGCCCUUUAGUUCAUGGUGUACCUCAAUUUCACCGGCUCCUGAUCGGACCUCCCGUGGUUUGUGUAGUUCAGUUUGCCGUUCCUGUGGUUCUUAAAGUUUCCGUGGUUGUUAUCCUAUAGUUCCCAAUUACCUCACAGUUGCAGUUGGUGGGCUUGGAUCGUCGUGCGUUUUUAGCAACCUCUAAAUAUUCUCACUUUUGUAUGAGUAUUGUACCCUCUCUAAGCAAAGUCGUAGUUCAAGCGAAUCGUACAGUCUACUUUUUAUUGUCUUUUGCUAAAGUUCAUGCAGUUAAAGGUACCAUAUGAGAGAUACCUCGAUAUCAGAAAACGUAAGCCACACUGAGUAAAACGAAUACUUUGUAGAAAAACGUAGUUACCGCAAGAAUAUUAAUAAAUGCCAAAAGAAAAUGAGGACCUUUAGAAACUUCAACAAAGAAGACAAAAGACCUGUUUGCGUGAUCAUAUUAAAAGGCUGCUUAAUUUACUAGACAAGUAGAUUCAAAAAAAUUUCAUUCUCUUUGCAAUACAUUUAUCUCAAACAAGUUUUAUGUUCGUGACAGAUGAUCAAACCACCAAUAUGAUCCGGCGUUCUUUCAUCGUUCCUCACAAACAAUAUAGCGUAGGUAAGGUCUCGUGAGAACCAUCCUUUGUACGAUUGUAUGUAUCUGAAUGGUUGUCGUGAGACAUCCGCUUUUAAAAAGGCCGAGACUGUCGUCUUUUGUACACAAAAGCAAAGUUAUCGACUCCAUUGUACAUGAAAUUUGUUCGCAAAAUAAAUUUUUGAUACAGCUA
Molecule: messenger RNA, 2284 nt
Organism: Stylophora pistillata
Lineage: Eukaryota; Metazoa; Cnidaria; Anthozoa; Scleractinia; Pocilloporidae
Product: potassium channel subfamily K member 9
Biological process (GO): stabilization of membrane potential; potassium ion transmembrane transport
Cellular component (GO): plasma membrane
Molecular function (GO): potassium ion leak channel activity; outward rectifier potassium channel activity
Source: RefSeq, a predicted model, not a curated record